AUGCAAGAGAACUCGGGCAACCCAAUAGAGGCUUCAGAGAAGGCGCGCGACAACAGCGACCCCAUGGAAGAGGAAGACAUACCGAUGCUCAUGUCAGGCGCUCCAGCGAUGGCCAUGUUCGUCCCUCUAGAAGAGAGCCUUUUCGAACCAUUCGAUGCCCCCACCAAUGAGGUCGACCGCCUGAAACUCCGCCAGCGAAACAUCGAGAAGCACACGGCCAUUGUAGAGCAGAACCUUGUGUAUAUCUACGAGCGAGAGCAUCGGCGCAUUCUGCAGCACGCAAAAAAGCUGGAGGCAUCCCAAGGUGUCCACGAAAUCACCACGGGCCUCAUGCCGGGCGAGGAGGAGCUCAUCAUGGAAUACGUCAAUGCCCCGGUUCCUCACGGUGCCGAUUACAGCAACCGGCAUCUAUCGACGUACGCGUGCCCGGAACUCCCAGGCGAAAUGCCUCCGAGACAGGCCGCACUUCAUUGGUCGCUCUACAACUGUGGCCAAGCAUUGAUCCAGUUGGCAGGAUAUGCUAGCCACGCGCAGGAAAUCAAAACCCAUUACAAGACGGCCCUUGAGAGAGAACUUGCGCUCGAGAAGUCGGCUGCCAACAAGGAGCCGGAGGGCGAACCAAGUCGGAGCUAG
Messenger RNA from Colletotrichum higginsianum IMI 349063, 633 nucleotides. RefSeq names its product Acyl CoA binding protein. NCBI's taxonomy places the organism in Eukaryota, Fungi, Ascomycota, Sordariomycetes, Glomerellales, Glomerellaceae. The record is from RefSeq and is a predicted model, not a curated record. The transcript has a single exon. The coding region runs from base 1 to 633 and encodes 210 amino acids.